AUGUUCUGGCUGCCGCACAGCACAGACUGCCGGCUCACCUUGUUACCGGAGGCCUGCGGGGAGAACGGGCGGUCACGCCCCCGCGCCGACAAGGAGAAGCUGCGGGAGAAGCUGGCGCUGCUGAGGCGGGAGUACAGCGAGACCGUCAUCCGGCUGCGGCGGGCACGGCGAGCUGAGCGAGCCAGGAGCCACGGCCGGCGGGAGAGGAGCCCCCCAGGUGGGAGCCACGGGGAACGGGAUGCCCCAGGUAGGAGAUGGUGGGACCGGAAUGCCCCAGGUGAGAAUUGGUGGGACUGGGAUGUCCCAGUAGGAGCCACGGGCAGUGCCCCGGGACAGCGUGAUGGGAGCACCCGGCGGUCACUGCUGUCCCUCAGUGCCCCUGCACACUGUCCUGCCGAGGAGGCUCCUGGCCCUGCUGACCCUCACUCCGGGCCCCACUGCCCACACACCCACACACAGCCCUUGCCCUGGGCUGAGCCAUGGUCUGCAGUAACUUCUGCUCUGCUUCCCUCCUCACCAGGUCUGCAGUGCUCCGGCCCUCACUGUUCCAGAGAUAACACAUCUCUCAGUGCUGACAGAGGUGGGCCCUCUCAGUUACAGACAAAAACCUGCUCUGAGGCUGACACUGAGAAGACAACGUCUGUCACAGUUAAGCAUGUUCCAGAAUUCUCCAGUGAUGAGGUCAGCCCACAGGACAGCUCCCGGGCAGAAAGCUUUCAGGCCAGCCAGGAAAACAUCAGGCCUGUCCCUGUGGAGAAAAAGCCCAAAACCUCCCAAGGCAUGAUGAAGCUGCGGAGACGAACGAAGGUUGUGGAAUCAAAAGAAAGGGAACCAGUGCAUGAUGUGCAUCUGAUCAGUGCUGGUGAAAUACUGAAAAAUCAAAUUGCCAGUGCAGAGGAGCUUCAAUCACCAGUGUUCAGGCACAGCAGCCUCUCACACACCGAGGAACCCGCUCAAAGGGCACCUGGGGCACUGCUUGUGCAGGGAGAAGGAAAUAAUUUCACUCCUGAUACACCAUCAGGGCUUGUACAGGGUGUGUUUGAGGGCAGUGCCACUGCACAAGAGCCUGAGCCAUCCCCACAUGCACUGAAGGACAGCAGGGCCAUCUGGCAGCCUGAGUCCUCAGGGGCUGUGGCCACACCUGAUAGAUGUGAGCCGUGUUAUCAGCAAGGACACUCUGUUUUACUUGACCCCCGAGGCUAUGGUGGAAAAGAAUCCCCCAGUAUAAUAAAGCAGCCAGAAGGUCAGAGUUUGUAUGAAGAUCAGGGAGAAUUACAUGGGCUCCUGGAUUUAAUGUCAGAAAAUGAAAUACUGCUUAACAGCAGAAAUAACACCAUAACCAAGGGGAGCAAAAACCAUGAAGGAGAUCAAAGUAACACUAGCACCUUAAAUCCCUGUCCUGCGGAUAAUGCUCUGGACAAUGCUGAACCUCAACAGGCUGAGGUUCAGUCAAGGCUCUCUCCCCCUGAGAAGGCAGCAGCUCCUGAGGGCAUGCUGAGCUCCUGCACAGUGGUUGAGGGGCUGCUCUUCCCCGUCGAGUACUACAUCCGCACAACUCGCCGCAUGUCCAAUUGCCAGAGGAAGGUGGACCUGGAUGCUGUAAUCCUCAGCCAGCUGGGCAGGAGCAAGAAAGGUCAGCGGAGUAAAUGCAAGCAGAAAGAUGCAAACCCCAAUAAGCCCUUGCAAGAGAGAACUGAGGGUGAUUUGGAGCCUGGGGUUGUGCCCUUCCCUUUUCUUGGGGCAGAAAAUGAUCAAGCAAACUCAAGUAAUUCUCAGAAAUCUCUUCCUGCAUCUGGCAGCAGCAGCAGCAGCAGCUGCAGCAGCACUUCUCUUAAAUCCAUUUCUCAGAAAAGCAUUCCUAGCAUAAGGCAGGAGCAGAGACAGUCCCAGAGGAAACAGAAGGGAAGAAGAAAGUCUGCUUGCAAAGCCUCCAUGCAUCCAGCAUCACAAGAUCUUAUAGAGAGUCAGGAUCACACAAUGGCCAAAGGAAGCAGUGCACUGUUGUCAAAUGAGAACCAGAGUGAAAAGGAAAACUGUGAUGCUAACCUUGAAAGGUCAUCCUCAGAUGAGGGGAGAUUGUGUGGUGCUGCAGCACUGGCAUCUGCAGGGACAGGAGUGACUGGAGCUACACAGCCAGAGGGUCCUGGCCCUGCUCUGGAUGGGAGCCAAGUGCCAGGCAAAUGCCAUAAGGCUCUGGUAGAGCAGGUUAUAAACCCCCUCCACAGCAGUGAUUCUCUGAGCCCAGGGAGUGACACUUCUGCCAGCGGUGUGGGAGAUGGGGAAGCCAGCGCUCCUGUGUGUCAGGGAGACAAACAUCCAGUGCAGCGUGUGAGGAGGCAGCGAGGAGCCCGUGGGGCUGGGCAGCUCCCCGGGGUCAGUGUCCCUGUGCGCCGCUCCGUGCGCUGCUCUGCGAGACACAGGGCCCAGGCAGGCUCACCAGAUGGCAGCAGCAGAAGACACAGCUGUCCCAUGGGUUCGCAGGGUCCUGCUGCCCUUGGGCUCCCUCCUUUGGACCCUGACACUCGUGGCUCCCUCUUCUCCUUUCGCAGCCUGCAGUGGCUGGUCCCUCAGCUGGGCAUCAGGGACUUCCACUUACCAAAUGAGGAAUUUGGAGUACUGAAACUGGAGAAAUUGAAUUCUUCCCCUGUGAAUGACUUGGAGGAUUUUGUGUCUGGGGAUGGUGUGGCUCCAGAGGACACACCAGAUGCACAAAUGAAGCCAAAAUAUAAAGGUCUCAGAAGUAAUUUGAUUUUGCCUUCCAAAACUGGAUUGCCUGAACUCCCUUGCGUGGGAAACCCGGCGUCCAAGAAGGAGCUUUCCACCCAUGAAUUGCUAUUCACUCCCAUGGGGACUGUCUUAGCUAAGACUCCCACUCACCCUGAGUCUCAGAUUUCCUCAUCCAUUUUCCCUGCUGUGGGCGCAACCCCAGGUGUUUUACCUUCAGUGCGCAGUGAGGUCACAGUGAGUAACACACCUGUACCUGCUUCAGCGACUCCACCUUCCCCCAGAGGAGCAACUGCCCUGGUCCUGGGGGAUGUGGCAUUCAGAGACCCUGCUGUGCCACUGCACCCCGACAGCUGUGCUGCAGGGGCUGCCCCAAACCAGGAGGAGCAAGGUACAACAUUUCCUUCAGCAGCUGAAAGAGGUCCUGAGAAGAAAUCUGAUGAGACUGUGUCCUUGGAGAAGCAUCGGCAGUCAGAAAACAAAGAGCAGGAGUCCUGCAGAGCUUCACCUGAGGAGAAAAAAGAUGUAGCAGAACAGUUGACUCCAGUGCUGCUGGAUGGCCCCGGAGAAGAGAGCUUGCAGUUUGUGUCAGAGCUAAAGGAUUCCUCAUGUUCAUGUGCUGUGGAUGUGAGCACGGUGUGGUGGGCAGCAGCUGGCCGCAGGGAGCUGCGAGUGGUCACUGCCUCCGAGAGCGCCGUGUCCCUCUGGCAGCCCCUGGCACCCGACUGCUGGGGCAAGGUCUACACCUGGCACCUGAGAGAGAUUCCUGUAAUCCAGAUUGUUCCUCUGCCAGACACCUGUAACCUUGUAUGUGUAGCACUGGGAGAGCUGGAGAUUGGAGAAAUAAGGCUCUUGCAUUAUUCUUCUGAGACUGACUCAUUUGAGCACUCCCUAGUGAAAACUGGGAAUAUAAAAGCAGUUGUUGGACUGAAGGACCAGAGGCUGGUGAGCAGCAGCAGGACCAUGCAGGAGCAGCAAGUGGAGAUGGUUUCACUCUCAGAGACAGGGGGGUCUCCCUUCAGGAGCAAGGACAGGCAGACUCUGAUGCCCCCUGAAGAAACUGUUACAGCCUUUGCUGAAGUAGAAGGGAUGAGAGAGGCCUUGGUGGGCACCACUGCAGGGAACAGCGUUGUGGUUUGGAAUCUAAAAACAGGUCAGCUCCUGAGGAAGAUGCAUGUUGGUUAUUCAUACCCAGCUUCCAUCUGCCAUCGAGCAUAUUCUGACUCUGGCCUUUUGUUUGUUGUUUUAAGCCAUCCUCAUGCCAAAGAGAGCGAGUCCUGUGGCAGCCCAGCAUUCCGUGUGGUGGCCUUCAACCCCCGCACGGGCCGGAGCGCAGGGGUGAUGUUCUGCUGCCUCCCCCCUGGCCCUGCAGGCAGGCGAGUCCCUGGGACUGGGCUGGGCUGGGCUGGGCUGGGCUGGCUCCUCUGGGGCUUUGGGAAAGCCCCUGGAGAGCAGGGCAGCCCUGGCAGGGAUCCAGUCCUGGUGAUAAGGGGCUGCAUCCAGAUCCGGCCGAGCCGCGUGUCCGGUGUGUGGGCUGGGGGCUGGGGCUGCUUCCUGCCCACUUCCCACACUGGGCUGUGUGCUGACCCUGAGCCCUGGCACCGUCACCACGGGGACACGGGCCUCUGCCUUUGUCCCCCAGGGACUGGGCCGUGUGUCCCUGGGCUCCUGGGCUCAGCCCCUGGCGCUGCCUGCGGCUGCAGCAGUCCGUGCUGCCAGGUUUGUGUGUGUGCAGCAGCUGGCUGCAGGCACGUGGCCUUUUCCUUCCCAUGUCCUGUUUUGAGGCAGCAGCAGGAUCAGCCUUGCAGUGUCCUUACACAGGAAAUGUGAUGGAUGUGUGGGAAUAGUGGUGGACCAAGGUCUUGGUUACUGAACAGUCAUGGAAUCACGGAAUGGUUUGGGUUGGAAGGGAGCUUAAAGACCAUCCAGUCCCACCCCAUGCUGCAUGGGACAGGGACAC
Ficedula albicollis (Collared flycatcher) is the source of this 4684-nucleotide messenger RNA. RefSeq names its product partner and localizer of BRCA2 (gene PALB2). The record is from RefSeq and is a predicted model, not a curated record. Gene Ontology annotation, biological process: double-strand break repair via homologous recombination. Lineage: Eukaryota; Metazoa; Chordata; Aves; Passeriformes; Muscicapidae. Bases 1 to 4554 code for a protein of 1517 amino acids. Gene Ontology annotation, molecular function: protein binding; DNA binding. The transcript is spliced from 13 exons. Gene Ontology annotation, cellular component: nucleoplasm.